UGAAGGUCUUGACAUAAUCCGUGUCCACAGAUGUCAAUCUAAACGGACAAGAAUCAUUAAACUUUCAUGUAAACAUAUAUAUGAACAAAGAAUAUUGUUACAAUUUUAUCAUUACUGAUUGUUAUGAUGCUGCAUUAUGGCAGAUGGACGGUUGGUUAACUACCGGCCCAAUUAUAAUCUGAACUUACCACCACCAAGAACCGAAGCAGGUGCAUCCACAAGUACACUCAGGCUCUUCCAAUUAGGGCCAGCAACACCAGAUCAGCAAAACAAAUCAAAGAACUUCCGGCCCACUGGAGCACCACAUUGGUUGGUAGACAAAAUCCCAAUUCAAGAAAAUGAUGAUAUAGAGAAUGUUUUCUCUCAACAACCUAAAAUUGCAGAGAAACAAUCUAAUCAAUUAUUGCAGAACAUUGUGGACGAAUAUGCAGCCAUACUGAAAUUGCCAAAAGAAAAGAGCAUUUCUGAUAAUGGAAGUCGUCUAGUGUUAUCUCAACCACCUGAAAUUGUAGAGAAACGAUCUAAUCAAAUAAUGCAGAACAUUGUGGACGAAUCUACUUCCACAUUGGAAUUGCCAAAGGAAAAGAACGUGUCUGAUGAUGGAAAUCAUGAAGGAAUUAAUAUGAACAAGACACCACAGCAGAAACCAUCCAGAAGAAGAAAACACCGACCAAAAGUAGUAGUGGAAGGGAAACCCAAAAGGACACCAAAGCCUACCACAAAAAAUAAUAGCCCCGAUGGAAAUCCUUUGGGUAAAAGGAAGUAUGUGCGCAAAAAGGACAUCAAAACCUCCACAACUCCACUGGCUGGUGUAGUGAACGAAGUUGGAGUCUCUAACGUGAACUCUGCAGAAAAAUCAUGCAGGAGAAUGUUAAACUUUGACUUGGAAAAUGGAGCAGAAAAGCAAAGCAGGGACAGAGCAAUUGGUAACCAAGAAGAGAUAAAUGAAAAGAGAAAGAUGCCUUUUACUUGGAACUUGGAUUUUCACAAUGCAGAGGGGCAUAUGGGAUUCAACGCAGAAUCUACAUCAUCUUCAGUGAAGGAAUGGCAUCAAAGCGUACGUAGCAUGGAGAAACGACAAACGGAGAAUCCACAAAGUUUUGUCCCCUUUGUACAUCACACCCCACUGCAAUUACCGUUGCCAUUUCCAACUUCAGCACCAUCUUCAGCAAGGGAUCAUACAUUAAAUGUCAUAGCAAGGAGAUUGAGUAUGCGAAAUGCUAAUAUAAACCAAAGGGGAAGCCCGAGUUGGUACAGUCAGGUGGAUCAUAGUGUCAGUGGAGUACGACAGGCCCAGUUUGCCAUACAAACACAUGCAAAUGAAACAAAGGUAGAUGGAAGAAGGCAACCAAUGCUGCAGACUGGGACUCAACUCCUGGAUGAUCUGGUGGACAUCAUUGACAGGAGAGGAUCCAAGAGAGAAUAUUCCCAAACUGAGCUGACACAACCAGAAACUUCUGCGCUGAUGGGCACUCAACUAUUGUGCCAGGGAGUUUCUGAGACCGGCUAUUGUGCCAGUGAGAGCAACAAAUUAUGGCAAGAUGGUUUAGAAACUAGUAAGAGAAGGAAGGUUGAUGAUAACUUUCAUGUAACCUCAUCAAGCACGCCUUCUAACAUAACUUUUGAACAUUGCUCAAGACAAGUCGAAGGAAGAGACGUGAAAAGUGUCUGUGCAAAUGGCUCUACUUUACACCUGAAUGGUGGACUACCAUAUUCUGACUUUGAAGGAAAGAGCACCUCCUGGAAGCCAGACAAUGAAGCCAACAAGGUCCACGAUCAGUAUAUGAACCCCGGAAACUUUCGACAUGAAUUUCAGCGGCAACUUACUUCAUCUCAAGUUUAUUCAUUUGCAGAACAUAUGGUGCAGAACGUCACUUGUCACACUAAUAAAGCCCAAAGCAGCAAUUCCCUUGGUGCAAUUCUAUGGAAUCAGGCGUCUUCAUCUCAAAGGGGCCCUAAAAUCAUUCGAGGGAAUGAAAUAAUAAAUUCUUCUAUUCACCUUUCGGUGAAGGAACAAACAGCUAGACUGAAAUCAUUCAACCAAGCAAUUAAUAUGGAGAAAGUCAUCAGUAAAGAGAACAAGACAAGGGGUUACAAAGGCUCGCUUGGAGACAGCAGACGUUUAUUUUCAGUUGAUAAUAUUAUAGAAAGUUUAAAAUCUCUGAGCAUCAACUGUAGUGGAAAGAAAAUUGUUGGGGAGGAGCAAGGUGCACUUGUUCCAUAUAAACAAGAUGGUGCUAUCGUUCCAUAUGAAGAAUUUGAUCCAAUUAAAAAACGACGGCCACGACCUAAAGUGGAUCUUGAUCCAGAGACAAAUAGACUAUGGAAUCUUUUGAUGGGUAAGGAAGGAAGUGAAAGCACAGAAACGACAGACAAGAAUAAAGAAAAAUGGUGGGAAGAAGAGAGGAAAGUGUUCCGCGGACGAGUAGACUCGUUCAUUGCACGGAUGCAUCUUGUUCAAGGUGAUAGACGAUUCUCCAAAUGGAAAGGAUCAGUUGUUGACUCCGUGGUAGGAGUGUUUCUCACACAGAAUGUAUCAGAUCAUCUUUCAAGUUCUGCUUUCAUGUGUCUUGCAGCCAAAUUCCCCCUGAAAUCGACAAUUAUCAGACAAUCAUGCUAUCAAAAUGAAGUUAGCCCAUCAGUUGAAGAACAUGAGGUUCAAGUAACUUGUCCAGAUGGCACUAUAACUUAUGAUCACAGCACAAUAAGACAGCCAGUGUACAACCACAACUCUGUAACAUCCAGUGAAUCGUGUCAAUAUAGAGCAGGAAAUGUUGUGACAGGAACAAGAAACUUUGCAAUGGACAAGCAAAAUAGAAGAGCAGAGGAUGACGUAAUUUCAUCACAAAGUUCUUCUGAAUCCCUUGUAUUCCAAGCAAAUGAAGAUAUCAGAUCCAGCUCAGGAUCAAAUUCAGAAGCCGAAGAUCAGAUAUCGGUGUGUCAUUUAGGCAAAAACUGUGGCCCUCUGAAUCUUUUUGAACAGGCUGAAAGAAUGGCUGCAUUACAGGAAUAUCAGCGUCGAGUGAUGGGAAGUUCUUCUGCAAAUAAAAAUCUCCCUCAAUCAGAAAAUCCUGUGUACAACCUGCAAAAUCAAGGACUGGAUGGAGGCAGCAAGGCAUAUGCCAGUCCAAUCACUUCCAAUUUGCCGCAUCAUCAGAGGCCAAUCCCUCCAUCCACCAAUUCCUGGUUGGGCAUGAGAACAGGCUUGGAAGAAUGGGAAUCAAAUUUCCUGGCAUCUCCAGGAAAAGAAAGCAUAUCCUCUUUGGCUUCAACAGAUUUUGAGAAUACCAAGACAACAGAUGCAGAAAGAAGUUUUAUCAACCAACAGACUGAAAGACCAGAUCCAGCAACAAGAGUGGACCAUACAAUUCAAAACAAGUGCCUUGAACCACAGACUAAUAUACAAUCUGGGUAUCAAAGCAGAGAGGGCCAACAUUCCACCAACUGCAACAGAGGAAGCCACAAGACCACUCAGCAAGAAAGCAACUUCCUAUCAGACUGCACAAUGCCUGCUGAAGCAUUCAAUGAAAAGCCAAAUGGACAAGUAAAUUCUUCUACCAAACCAACAAAUUGGACAGGUCCCACAAGUUCAAAUGCAAGAAAGACAAAAGUUGAGAAGGAAAAGAGAGAAGCAUGUCUUUGGGAUGAGUUGAGAAAGCAGGCACAAUUGGAGGUGGGAAAAAGAGAGAGAACUGAGGAAACAAUGGACUCUUUGGACUAUGAAGCAUUAAGAAAGGCUAAUGUUCGUGAGAUUUCUGAAACAAUCAAGGAAAGGGGAAUGAACAACAUGCUAGCAGAGAGAAUUAAGGAUUUUCUCAAUCGACUGGUUGACGACCAUGGAGGAAUGGAUCUGGAAUGGUUGAGAGACGUUCCACCAGAAAAGUCAAAAGAUUAUCUACUAAGCAUACGAGGACUGGGGUUAAAGAGCGUGGAGUGCGUACGCCUAUUAACACUUCAUAACCUUGCAUUCCCUGUUGACACAAAUGUUGGACGAAUUGCCGUGCGACUUGGAUGGGUGCCUCUCCAGCCACUACCUGAGGCACUCCAAUUGCAUCUCCUUGAAUUGUACCCAGUUCUGGAAUCUAUCCAGAAAUAUCUUUGGCCCAGACUCUGUAAGCUGGAUCAGAAAACAUUGUAUGAGCUACACUAUCAAAUGAUAACAUUUGGAAAGGUUUUCUGCACAAAGAAACAACCAAAUUGUAAUGCAUGCCCAAUGAGAGGAGAGUGCCGACACUUUGCUAGUGCUUUCGCAAGCGCAAGACUUGCCCUCCCUGGGCUAGAAGAGAAAAGCAUUGUCGCGUCUACUCCUCGAACGACUGCCAAUGAAAACCCUGGUGUAACAAUAAAGCCAAUGUCACUACCACCAGUAGGUGACAAUUCAGACAGAGAAACAGGGUUAAGUACCUGUGAACCUAUAAUUGAAGAACCCACAACGCCAGAACCACCUGUGGAACUGUCAGAAACUGAUAUUGAGGAUGCAUUCGAUGAGGAUCCCGACGAAAUCCCUACAAUCAAACUCAAUAUAGAACAGUUUGCUUCAAAUUUGCAGAGCUUUAUGCAAGAGCAGAACAUGGAAACGAAAGAAACUAAUUUGUCGAAAGCCCUUGUCACUUUGCGUCCAGAAUUCGCUUCAAUCCCAACGCCCAAACUGAAAAGCAUGAGUAGACUGCGGACAGAGCACCAAGUCUACGAACUCCCAGAUGAUCAUCCACUACUGAAAGGGAUGGAAAGGCGAGAAGCUGAUGAUCCUAGUCCAUACCUUCUUGCUAUAUGGACCCCAGGAGAGACUGCAGAUUCAAUCCAAGCACCUGAAAGUAAAUGCAACCGUCAAGAAUUAGGUGGACUGUGUGAUAAGAAAAUGUGCUUUUCAUGCAAUAGCAUAAGAGAAGAAGAAACACAGACAGUCAGAGGCACACUUCUGAUUCCGUGCAGAACAGCAAUGAGAGGGAGUUUCCCACUGAAUGGUACUUACUUCCAAGUCAAUGAGGUAUUUGCGGAUCAUGAAUCUAGCCUUAAUCCUAUCAGUGUUCCAAGAAAUAUGCUAUGGAGCCUGCCAAGACGGACAGUUUUCUUUGGGACCUCUGUCUCAACCAUUUUUAAAGGCUUGACAACUGAAGGUAUCCAAUACUGCUUCUGGAGAGGAUUUGUUUGUGUUCGAGGAUUUGAGCACAAAACGCGAGCACCAAGACCUCUGGUGGCCAGAUUGCAUUACCCUGCAAGCAGGACGCCCCAGAAAAAGGAGAAAAAAUAAGAGAAGAAAUGGUGCUGGGCGAGUUGAAAGUUUGAGAACCUAACCAAUAAAUGUCCACACCAAAAUUAAAUAAGGGACUGACGUAGGAUUAGAAAGCAACAGAUUGUUUACAUUCAAGCGCACAACUCUUCACAUGAGUUAUAGUUAUUUGUAGUUUAGGUGGUAGAAAAGAAAAAAAUUAAGAUAUAGGAUGAGAUUCAAUUGACAAUGUUGUACAUCAUAGACAGUUCAGAUCUUUUUCAAAUUAUGCUCAUUGACGGAGCCGUUUUUCAAUGUCGAUAGAGAAAGGUAGAAGUCAAGAAAUAGAAUUGGGAUGUAGUAUCAUUGGGAUUACAUGUAUUCAUACAUUUCUUCUGAGUCUUCUAAUAGAGGCCUUGGAUGCAUUUUGUUUUGA
This is a messenger RNA of Olea europaea var. sylvestris, 5645 nucleotides long. RefSeq names its product transcriptional activator DEMETER-like. The coding region runs from base 137 to 5251 and encodes 1704 amino acids. Gene Ontology annotation, biological process: base-excision repair. The transcript is spliced from 20 exons. Lineage: Eukaryota; Viridiplantae; Streptophyta; Magnoliopsida; Lamiales; Oleaceae. The record is from RefSeq and is a predicted model, not a curated record. Gene Ontology annotation, molecular function: DNA demethylase activity; 4 iron, 4 sulfur cluster binding; DNA N-glycosylase activity.